AUAUUUGGGGGCAACAAUGCAUAAAGUUAGCGGUGUCUGCUAGAGUGGCAAGGUAGCGGAGGUGACAGUUCUGACAUCCGCUCACCACAAGCAAAACAUUACGUGGUCGCGGGGACACAACAAAUAUUAUACACGCUGGAAAUAAUGUAACCUCAGCCGAGACUGGUAAGAUGACACAACUUCGAAUAUGCCAAGGAUUACUGCUGACUAUAUUAGGUGUGGCCCUGGCACAGGCAGUGGAUGACCUGGAACUCUCAGUUUCUACUGAUGGCCCAGUCAGUGAGAACAAUGAUGUUGACACAGAAUCAAGUGCAACAGGUGAGAUGGAAAUUGGAACUGAGAGCAUAGAAGCUGCAGGUGAUAAUGAUGAAAUUAGUAAGGAAAAUGACGAAGAUGUUCCUGAACCUGAAUUGGAAUUGUCCCCAGAUGAGAUCAGAGCUAAUGAAUUAUACGAAGCAGCAAUGGGCAUUUUAAAUCAGACGAAACAAGAGCAAGAUGAACGCCAAGCGUACACUCUCUUACAGUCAGCAGCAGAACUGGGCCACACUGAAUCCCGACAAAAAGUUGCAUGGGCACGACUGCUUGGUAGGCAUCUUAAAUCCAACAUCACAGAAGCUGUUGAAAUUUUUGAAGACUUGGCCAGCAAAGGAAAUGCUGAUGCUCAAAUGGGUUUGGGAUUCAUGUAUGCUACAGGCAUUGGCAAGAACUCCAGUCAAGCAAAAGCUUUGGUGCAUUACACUUUUGGUGCUCUUGGGGGCAGUCAGUUGGCACAGAUGGCCUUAGCAUACAGAUACUGGUCAGGCAUCAGUGUGGCCUCCAAUUGUGAAACAGCACUUACCUAUUACAGAAAAGUUUCUCAUACAGUGGCAGAUAAAGUAUCAAUGACAGGUAACAGAGCAAUACAGCGAGUUCGCCUGGUGGAUGAAGUAGACAGUCCUGGGUCAUCAUCUGCAUUGCUUGAUGAUGAUCUUAUACAGUAUUACCAGUUUCUCGCUGAGAAAGGGGAUGUGCAAGCUCAAGUUGGACUUGGGCAGCUGUACUAUCAAGGAGGACGAGGAGUGGAACAAGAUCAUCAGCGUGCCCUCAACUACUUUGUUCAAGCUGCAGAAGCAGGCAAUGCUAAUGCUAUGGCAUUUCUUGGCAAGAUGUAUCUGGAGGGCAGUUCAGUUGUGAAACAGAGCAAUGAGACUGCUCUUAAAUACUUUAAGCGUGCUGCUGAACAGAACAAUGCAGUUGGUCAAAGUGGUUUAGGCCUAUUGUAUUUGAAUGGUCGUGGAGUAUCUCAGGACUACAAGCUGGCACUCAAGUACUUCACACUAGCUGCUGAGCAAGGAUGGGUUGAUGGACAGCUCCAGCUUGGAAACAUGUACUUCAGUGGGUUAGGUGUGCGAAGGGACUAUAAGAUGGCCAUCAAAUACUUCAACUUGGCAUCACAGUCAGGGAAUGUUUUGGCCUUUUACAACCUUGCACAGAUGCAAGCGUCAGGGACGGGUAUGGUGAGAUCGUGCCACACUAGUGUUGAGUUGUUCAAGAAUGUGGCAGAACGAGGACGUUGGGGAGAAAUGCUGAUGGAGGCUCAUGCAGCAUAUUGGGACUCUCGACAUACACAAGCUCUAGUCACUUACAUGUUGUUAGCAGAAUUAGGCUAUGAGGUAGCCCAAAGUAAUGCUGCUUUCAUUCUCGAUCGACAUGAAAUCGAACUCUUUAAACAAGGUGAAGGUUUUGCAAGAGCGCUGAUGUAUUGGGGUCGUGCUGCAUCCCAAGGUUAUGCUGUAGCUCGAGUCAAGCUUGGCGAUUAUCAUUACUAUGGUUAUGGCACUUCCGUUGAUUAUGAAACGGCAGCUGCGCACUACAGACUGGCAUCUGAACAGCAACAUAAUGCUCAAGCUAUGUUUAAUUUGGGAUAUAUGCAUGAACAGGGCUUGGGACUCAAACAGGAUAUGCACCUUGCCAAGCGCUUCUAUGACAUGGCGGCAGAAGCCAGUGCUGAUGCCCAGGUGCCAGUAACACUGGCCUUAGCCAAGCUGAAUUUACUCUUUUCCUUCAAAUAUUUUGAGAAUUUUGAAUGGCUACACUUGGAUGAGAAUAGCAUAGAGGGAAUUCUUGGCCCAGAUUGGGACAUAUACCUCAUGGCAGUCCUUUCAGUCAUCAUUGCUACUCUCAUCCUCUUCAGAAGACCCCCACCUCCCAUGGCUGUGUGAAAUUUAAGGGUUAAUCAUUUUAAUAUCUGUUAGACAGAGAAGUUAAAAGCAAAUGAAAAUAUGAAGAAGUAUAGGGUAUACAGUUUUAUGUGAUAGUUGUUUUAGGAUCAUCUUUAAUCUUUUAAUGAGGGUGAAUUUAAUUUCCGAAUUCAUAAAAGGAAGUUCAUAGGCAUACAAAUUGAAGUAUGCUGCUGCAGUAUUCCUACAAUACUUCAAGUAUGGUGAAUGUGUGAAGUGAACCUAAUAUUUAUCUUCAGUGGUUUAAAGAAAGUGAUACCACUGAAAAAAAAAAAAAGAAUUGCUGUAUUUGCCCAACCUUUACUCAUGUUUAUAUUCUGACAAGAUUAGUCCAUCAGUGUAAGAUUGUUAUUGUUGAAUAAUGUAUCUAGUGUUUCAGUAAUUUUAAUUUCUGUUGUAUUUCUGUACAUUUACAAGGUGUAUUAUGUUCCUUUUUGUUUUCACUGGUUUAUGAAAUUUAGGAGAAAAUUUUUUGGGUAUUGUAUUAUUUUGCUUUAGUAUACAGUAGACCCUCAUAUUACACAGAUUUAUUUGGCACGUUUUGGUUAUUACACUAUUGAAAAAUUGCAGCACAGUUUUAUACAACACUUCAUAAAAUUAACCUAACACAGUUCAGUUUGCAGGAGGGAAAAAAAUUUGGAGCGUCACCCAUGGGAUAUUUUCCUGGCUCAGGCCGCCACCUGGCUGUGGGGGAGACCACUGUCUCCGCGGGGCUGCACUGGGCUUCAAGGCAGCAAGGGAUCAUUUCACCUUGCUCGUUUAUGGUAAUGUGUCAGGUGAUUUCAAGUGUAAGCCCAUGGUUAUUUACCGCUCUCAGAAUCCUCGUGCUGUGAAAGGUGUAGGUAAACACACCUUGCCAGUAAUUUGGAGGUCAAACCAGUCAGCAUGGAUGACAGAGGAAAUAUUUAUUGACUGGUUUAAACAUCACUAUUCCUGAAGUCAAGUUUUACCUGCACAGCAAGAACCUUGCAUUCAAGGCUCUCUUCAUUCUUGAUAAUUCUUGUACUCAUCCAGAAGCUUUGCUGGAUGUGACCCUACAUGUAAAAGUUAUAUUUUUACUCCAAAUAAAACAUCUUUAAUACAACCACUGGAUCGGGGGGUUAAGUCAUUCAAGUGUAACUACACUAGAAAAAUGAUGAAAAAACUAGUUGCAUCAAUGGACUCUGACUCCAACCUGGCAGUACCAAGCUUCUAGAAUAAUAUAUAUAAUGUACUGUGGGGUAAAAGAAGCCAGAGAUCCAUUAUGAAAUUUAUGCACACUCCAGUACAACCUUCGACUUUAGUACCAGAACCUCAACCAUCCACUUCUGCCGACAGCCAACAACCAUCCACCUCAGCCCAGUAGGGCCACACCAUGCAUCUCCACUCUCUUCACAAUCACUGACAUAUACCAGCAACCAGAAUUUAAGGUAAAUAAUAAUAUUUCUGUAGCAUUUGUAGUCUUAAGCAACAAAAACAAAAUUAUCAUUUUUAUUUUAGUAAGAUCUGGAUGUCUAAAAAAAAGUUGUUUGGCUUUUGGGGGUCCCAGGAAUGUAGCCCUAUUUUUCCCAUAAGUUUUUCAGUUUAUAUAACAGAUUUAUCUAACACAGCAUUUUCAGGAACAUAACUACUAUUUAAUAUGAGGGUCUACUGUAUUUGUAUCUUGCUGACUCACAGGUGGAGGGCAGUUUGAAAUGUAAAUACAUAUUUACAUUCAUUUUCAAAAUACAGUACAUAUGUUGCUUGUGUUGAUACAAGAUAUGAUGCCCUCCUCUUUCAUUCUUAAAGAAACAUCUUCCAGAAGUAGCUCAAGGGAUAAAAAUUGUGUUCCAGUGUUAGAGGACAUGUAAAUACACAUCAUUAUAAAUGAAUACGUUGCUAUGAACAUCUAAGCUGCACCCCUAUUAGAGUUAGAAGCCUGGUACUUAACUUUCUUCAACAUACAACAAUUUUGUGAAGAUUUAUGCAAUAUCAGAGGAUACUUUUUUUUUUUUUAUUAUUACUGACUUCCAAGAAGUUUUUUCCAAAAGUUUGAUUUAAUUUUUAGCUCUCAUAGCAGUAUGCUAAUAACUGUACCAGUUAUUUAUUUGUAGCAUUGCAAGUUCUGGUUUCUAGCUCCAGCCAUGUUUUUAUAUUCCUGUUCAUGUGAAGACAAUUUUGUGUGCAGCUGAUCAAUUUGUAACUAGGGGAAGUCUGUGGCAAGUACAUUUAUGAGUGCCGUAAGUAGUUUGAGACAUUGUACCUCAAGCACAUGUAUCAUCAGUCAUGUUUCAUGUUUUCCUCUUUCAAUUUGCCAGGCAUAUUCUUUUAUUUUAGUGUAAUAAUUUUGCAUUUUCUUCCAGCAGCUAAGUUAUUUAAAGUAGAACAAGUUUCCUGAUAUGUAUUUCAGGUGUUUUAAAAGUUGUUAUUCUGGUUCACAAGUUGGCAAGUUUUUAACAUACAUUGAGUUAAAUCACUAAAGUACAUCAUUUUUAAACAUUAACCCUUAAACUGUCCACACGUAGAUAUAUGUUGACUUGCGGCAGGCUCCGAAUGUAGAUCUAUGUUUUUUUUUACAUACUUUCAAAUGGGGAAAACCAAGGUCGGAGCGCUACGCACGUGAACGUAGAUCUACGUUUGGACAGUUUAAGGGUUAAAAUAUGAAAUGUACCUUCCUUUGUAUUAGAUUCAACUGUUAAUACUUAGCAAAAACAUGAUUAUGUGGCACAUUUAAUGUAAAAAUUGUACUGGAGUACAGUAUUUUUCAUUGUCAUAAACUGGCAUGAGUGAAAGUGAUGUGAAGUGUGACUGUCAUGACUGAUGAAGAACAGCAUUAAAGCAGAUAUUUAAGCACUGUUUUCAAUAAAAAGUUUUAUUUUGUAUAUAAGAAAGAAUUUAAAAUGUAUAUGAACUUCAAAUUGAGACCACAUUUAAAGAAUUGCUGGUAAUUUCUCUGUGAGAGUAUAAAUAAAUGAUAGUUGGUAUA
Cherax quadricarinatus is the source of this 5163-nucleotide messenger RNA. NCBI's taxonomy places the organism in Eukaryota, Metazoa, Arthropoda, Malacostraca, Decapoda, Parastacidae. The record is from RefSeq and is a predicted model, not a curated record.